Molecule: messenger RNA, 3473 nt
Organism: Syngnathus acus (greater pipefish)
Lineage: Eukaryota; Metazoa; Chordata; Actinopteri; Syngnathiformes; Syngnathidae
Gene: tmod2
Product: tropomodulin 2
Exons: 10
Coding region: 244-1284 (346 amino acids)
Biological process (GO): myofibril assembly; muscle contraction; pointed-end actin filament capping
Cellular component (GO): striated muscle thin filament; myofibril
Molecular function (GO): tropomyosin binding
Source: RefSeq, a predicted model, not a curated record
UAAAUUGUACGUCACUCAGUAAAUCUGCGGCACUCUUUUCCCUGUUGUACCACCCUUGGGCUGACGAGAAAUUAAAUGCACAAGACACCGUUCUCACAAGGAAGUCAGCUCUUCACAACGCCUCGUUUCAUCAUCACCCAGUCUUCAGGUAGCCUUCUCUUCUGUGGAGCGACAGGGCAGAGACAUUGAAAGUGGGGCCGCAGUCUGCCGUUCGGUGUGGUCGGGAAAGCAACAGUGAGCAUCAUGGCGUUGCCAUUCAAAAAGGACCUGGACAAGUACAAGGAUCUGGAUGAAGAUGAGCUCCUUAACAGUUUGUCGGUGGAUGAGCUCAAACAGCUGGAGACGGCCCUGGAGGAGAUGGACCCAGAGAAUGCUCUUCUUCCAGCGGGUUUACGUCAAAAGAACCAAACGACAAAAGGAGCCACAGGAACGUUUGACAGAGAGGGUCUCCUCAAAUACCUGGAGAAAGAAGCCAUGGAGUACAAAGACAGAGAGGACAUUCUCCCUUUCACUGGAGAGAGGAAAGGCAAAGUAUUUAUUCCUAAGCAGAAACCAUUGGAAAUGCAACAGGAGAAUGUCACAACUCUUGACCCAGAAUUGGAGGAAGCCCUGUCCAGUGCCACAGAUACAGAACUCUGUGAUCUUGCAUCAAUCCUGGGUGUUCACACGCUUGUAACCAGCAAUCGAACGUAUGACGGAACUGGAGGAAAAGAGGGCUACAACGAUGUGGUUAAGGGGGAGAAGAUGAUCCCCGUGUUUGAUGAGCCACCCAAUCCCACAAAUGUAGAAGAAACUUUGAAUAAGAUCAAGCGCAACGAUCCCUCCCUAACCGAGGUCAACCUGAACAACAUUAAGAACAUCCCAGUCCCCACUCUCAAAGACUUUGCCAAAGCCAUGGAGAAGAACACCCACGUCACCCAGUUCAGCAUGGCAGCCACACGGAGUAAUGACCCCAUCGCAGUGGCGUUCAGCAACAUGCUGAGGGAAAACAAGACGUUGCGAAGUUUGAACUUGGAGUCCAACUUCAUCACCAGUGCCGGAAUGCAGUCACUGAUUGACGCAUUGCGGGACAAUGACACGCUCACAGAAAUCAAGAUAGACAACCAGAGGCAACAGCUGGGUACCAAUGUAGAGAUGGAAAUAGCUAAAAUGUUGGAAGAGAACAAGAGUAUAGUGAAGUUCGGCUACCACUUCACCAAGCAGGGCCCACGCUCUCGAGCUGCCACCGCCAUCACCAAGAACAAUGACCUGGUCCGCAGGAGACGAGUGGAAGGGGACCAGUAGAGGCGGAGUUCCGCCUCUCUCCCAGCCAAUCAUGUCACUUCAUCUCGCCAUGUGGAAUCACUUCCACCAAUGCCCUGAUCUCAUCUCACUGUGUGGAACAAGUCUUGUGCCAAACUGUGGGGCGAGGCGCAGCAAGAACAUACAUCUGAGAAGAAGAGAAAUAACUGGAAUGAAACGCCCCCCUCCUUCACCCAUAUAUGUGUUUAUCAUUAUUAUUUUUAUGCUGUCAUUGAAGGUGUAAAUCGAGUUAGUUUUUAGUCUUUCCAUUUCAGCUGCUCCCUGGUUUCAGCCUUGAACUAAUCUCUCCUGACUUUUUAUUUUCCUUCUUUUAUAUCGAUAUCACAUGAAAUAAUGGUUAGCAUGACAUAGCAAAAUAGAAAUUAACCUUAACAUUCAGGUUCACCUCAUGGAACACCAGGGUCACACCAGCAGCUCACACAGCAGGACCGCCGCCUGCCUAAAAAAAAUCCUCCACAUCCACCCUGCUGUCCGUCACUAUUUACAAACUUUGUUGUAAACCCAAGUGAAGGCACAUGUAGGCUGAUGCAAACAAAGCAUGUUUAGUUAAGUCAGUGCUGACUUGGUUGCUGCAAUCAACCUACUAAUAAAAUAACUGCUGACUCGUUCCCUCUAGUUACAUACUGUACCCACUCAAAAGUACCAUGGCAUAAUGUUUUAGAUUUCUCCACUGCUAUAUUUUAACAGUGUCGGACAGGAUAGAGAACAGGAUAUUAAUGUCAUUCUGUAGUGAAAAGGUUUAACAGAUGAAGCCAUAAAAUUGUUAAACCAUGCCAAAGACCAACACAUGCAUUGCUUAAUUGUGUCAUUUUAGAGUUUUGUCUUAGACAGUCUCUUUCUCAUGGUGUCAUUUCAUAAACAUUCCUUGUGCGUGUGUAUUUUUGCAAUAUUGGCUUUAUUUUUUAUUUUUGGAAUAGAAUUUGUUUCUUAAAAGGUCAAUAUGAAGUACACAACAAAGGAAGCGAGUGAAAUGACUCCCCUAGUAUUCCCAGAUGUUUUCAAAUCAAGCUACUUCUUGGGUACUUAUUGCACAGUGAUAUAAACCUGAAGUAUUCAAAUUUACUCAACUUUUUCUUAGGUUCUGCGAGAUCACUGAUAGUGUUAAUGAUUUGUCACAAUAAUGAUCAAUGGUUUGAUUAAAUAGGAAAAUGCAACACUAAGUCAGGAGGGAUAAAAGAUGAGGGAAUAAUGGACACAAUAUUUGAAUCAACAGAAUAAUUAGUCUCUUUUCUAUAAAUCAACAUUUUUAAUGAUCAACCCAAGAAAAUCACAAUGUCCAGCAGGAGUGAGCUAUUUUUUUUUUUGUAACAGCCACUAUUGUAGUGACGCCUGCACUAAAAAAAUACUCAUUUGACCCCCCCCCCCCCCCAAAAAAAAGGUUUAUUACCUAUAAAUGCCAGAAAAUGGCAGCAAGUGCUACUUCUAUCAAAAUGAAGCUCCUCAACUCACGCCAACAUAAUUCCUUGGCACUAAGAUAAUGGCAAAGCACAAUUGUCAAAACAAAUGGCACUAAGAUGGCACAAGAUUGGCCUAAUCAUAAAAUCCACAUUUGCAAAUACACAACCUGUGCGGAGCUUCACUGUCUACUGUAUAAAUCGAGCUUUUCAGCCAAGUUAGCCCCACACACUUUCACUUGACACUCAGCAGGUUCUCCCAUCAACAUACCAUUCAUUUCUUAACAUGCUGUGUGCCUCAAGCCAACCUUCUCAAGGUACACUAAUCUGCUAUUCAGAUGUCUCAGAUGAGUUCCUUAGAUUUUGUAAAUACUUUCUUGUCUCAUAGGUCCUCUAUUCUGUCAUAGCAUCUGGUUCAGAUGUUUCUGUUGACCAACAGUUCUUUCAACUUCAAUGCCACAUUACGUCAACAUGAUUUGUAUCUGAGCCUUGUUGGGUUAUUUGCAUGCUCACAUCCUGUAGUCUUUUCACAUAAUGCGUGCAGGUGGACAGUUAAUGUGCAGCUUUGUUGAUAAUCUGUAACUCAUGUAUAUGAAUUGUAAAAUGGCAUCUCAAAUGCGUUGUGUAUGCACUCGCCAAUGUGUGUACAACACAGAUCUGCACAACUACUGUGGCUAUUUUUUGUAUAUUAUGUUAAAAUAACAGGUGCCGACUCGACAUGGUGAAACGGCCUGCUGAAUAUACAUAUAUCUUCAACAAUAAAUGUUUUUACAUUCA